AUGGCGCAGUCGGACCGGCUUUCAACCGACUCCCUGAUAAACAUUCUCAUGCUAUAUAGCGUGAAUACUGGUUUACUUCCGAAUGUAUUUUCAGCAUGCGUCAUUGUGACUGUGAGUUCACCUAACCAAUACACUGUUCAUAGACGCACACCGCCUGAUCUUGGGUUUCCACAGCACCUGACUAUGCCAAACAACCUCAUUUGGAUCUCGAUCUACUUUCUGCUUCCAAAGCUGGAGCUGAACUCAAUGUUGGCAACACUCAAUGCAAGGCGUCACUUGCGGCACCUACAGGAGACCAAUAGGGACGUCAACUUGUCAAUCCCACUCUCUCAACCAAGUGGAUCAUCUAUGUCUAAUGAAGCUGGAUCGCUCACCUCUUCCCAUCACCCUGGAGUUGAAGAUCAGGUUAAUGCUAUUCGACAGGGCGGUCCGUAUGGCUAA
This is a messenger RNA of Fibroporia radiculosa, 441 nucleotides long. RefSeq lists its product as uncharacterized. Lineage: Eukaryota; Fungi; Basidiomycota; Agaricomycetes; Polyporales; Fibroporiaceae. The record is from RefSeq and is a predicted model, not a curated record. Bases 1 to 441 code for a protein of 146 amino acids. The transcript has 5 exons.